Messenger RNA from Branchiostoma belcheri (Belcher's lancelet), 3910 nucleotides. RefSeq names its product ankyrin-3-like. The coding region runs from base 307 to 2382 and encodes 691 amino acids. The record is from RefSeq and is a predicted model, not a curated record. Gene Ontology annotation, molecular function: protein binding. The transcript is spliced from 8 exons. Gene Ontology annotation, biological process: intracellular signal transduction. Lineage: Eukaryota; Metazoa; Chordata; Leptocardii; Amphioxiformes; Branchiostomatidae.
AGCAGUGGUAUUAGGUGACCUGUCUAUGUUUAGUGGAGUGCCGUGGCACGGGUGUGUAAAUGUAAAUGGAGUGACGUCAGGAUUUACCAUAAUUUGACACCAACACGUUGCACAAGAGCCUCCUUGCGACUUACGCCAAAACGCCAGGACCCACGUAACAAGUCAUCAUCAUGGCGGUCGAUGUAACGUUACAUGUGGAAUGACUCUGUUGUCAACGACAAAAGCGCAACACGGGUGCCAUAUAUAACUCUACAAGCUUCCACUUGAGUUUCUUUGGUAGUUCAGGCAUAGCAAGGGGCUCCUAUCAUGCCUCGGGCCAGACGAACGAGCCGAGUGCGCAGGAGAAGGCGUCAACUGUCCGAGGCCGACUUGAGACUGCGGAUGGCGGUAGCGAAUGGCGACAUCAGCGAACUACGCGCCUGGACUUCGGACGGAGACGUGAACGAGUUAGACUGCAGUGGGUGGUCUCUGCUUCACCUGGCAGCGUCUAGAGGGAGGGAGAGAUGUGUCAGAGUCCUUCUGGAACAUGGAGCAUUGGCAGCUGUACAGGAUUCCAUCGGUGGCUUCACGUCUCUGCACUAUGCCGCCAUGCACGGCAGGACUCGCAUUGCCAGACUCAUCCUGGACUGUCAGCAUUCCGACGCUGUCAUCAACGCCUGCAGCAACGACGGCUGGACCCCCAUGCACGUGGCCGCUCACUAUGGGCGCGAUGACUUCAUCCGCGUGCUGGUGGACUACCGGGCCAAAGUGGAUGCUCUGAGCGACAAGGGAACCACGCCGCUUCAGCUAGCCUUGAUCAGAAAUAGGUUCUCUUGUGUAAAUCUCUUGCUGGAUGCAGGUGCAGACAUCAACAUCCAAUCAGGUUUCCCUCUGAGAUACUCUGUGAUUAAAGGUUACCUCCCAUUGGGCAGGACGCUCCUCCAGAGGGGGGCUGAACCCAACCUGGGACGGCCGGAGGACGGGGAGACACCUCUCCACCUAGCAGCUCUGAAAAAUGACCUGAAUUUUGCAAAACUGUUGUAUGAGUUUGGCGGGGACGUGUACAAGAGGAACUAUGAUGGACAGACGCCCAUGGCAACAGCUAAAAUGGUAGAAGACAGGAGCAGGCCGUUGUUAGAUUUCCUUCAAGAAGAAUCAAGAUGUUGCAGAAGUCUACAGAACCUCUGCCGCCUGACGAUACGAAGAGCAAUUGGCCACACCCGUCUGGACAGAAUCCACCAACUGCCCUUAUCCACCGUCAUGCUGGACUUUCUCAGGCACAAGUUUGAAGACUGGUGGUGUGCACUGAGCAUGGAGGUGCAGAUCAAGUUUUUCCUGCAGAUCAAGGAAGUACAAAGCGGUGUAAGAUGGCGGCGUCCUGAUGAGGUAAAAGCCUUAGGAUCAGUUCUGAAAGAGAAGAGUGACCCAGCCAUGCCCAAGUUGAGGCCCAGGAAGAGCGGCAAGCAUGCCACGUGUUCCCAGGAUGCCCUGAAGCUUCAGGAGGCGGUGCGGGGAGGGAAGAUCGCGCCGGUUCGGUCGCUGCUGCAGAAGGGUCUGAGCGUGAACCAGCGCUGCGUGUACGGGUUCUCUCUCCUGCAUGGAGCCGUGGUCAACAGUCAGCUCAGAUGUGUCCGACUGCUGCUGGAACAUGGUGCCUGCGCCUAUGUUAAGGACUACACUGGCGGGUACACGCCGCUACACUUUGCCGCCAAGUACGUUCUGACUCGUAUCGCUCAGGUCAUCCUGCAGUACGACGAUUCGGAGCGCGUGGUGAACGCGAGGGGACGGGACGGGCUGACCCCCCUGCACAUCGUGGCCGCCUGCGGGAAAGAAGAGUGUGCCCUUCAGUUCAUGCGCCUUCUGCUUGAGUCAGGAGCGACCAUCGACCCUGUGACAGACUUUGGUUUUACCCCACUCCUCAUGGCAAUAAAGUUCCGCAGAUAUUCCUGUAUAAAGACGUUGGUGGAAUGGGGCGCAAACGUGGACCUGGAGAUGGGACUGCCCAUCAGGUAUGCAGUAGCAAACAAUGAUCACAAACUUCUGAGAAUACUACUGCAGAAUGGAGCCCAGUGUAACUACGGGGGCCCAAAGACGGGACAGACGCCAUUACAUUUGGCAGCUAUGCAAAACAAUGUGGUUUUAGCCACAAGACUCUGGGAGUAUGGAGCAGACUGUAAUGCCAAGAACCAGAGUGAGGAAACACCCCUGGAGGUGGCCAGGAGUGUGGCUGAUUGGGACACACAGUGUGUGCAGUUUCUCCGAGAUGUUACGUAUAAAGCCAGGAGUCUCCAGGACCUGUGCAGACUGACGGUCAGGUCACAGGUCGGACACAAGCGGCUCCACAGACUGGACGAACUGGACAUCACCAGGGUCAUGCUCAACUAUCUCAAACACAAACACUGACCACUCGUCAUGGAUGUACCAUUUCAACCCUCCUGGCUCUAGUCUAACUGCGCAGUUUACUCACUGUCUGUUUAGUACCAAAUUCUAGUUCUGAUAAAGAGCAUUACAAGUAUGUAUUUUGAGAGAUAGUGUAGCUAUUUAUACGCAUCAGGGCUAGGAUAAAGGUAAGCUAUCUAGUAUGACAGCUAAGUUUACUUCCAAACAUCAAGACUUAGGGUAUAUUUCUACAUUGCACAGACUUGGGAUACUCUAUUUUAUAGGUUCAUUUGUUACCCCAUUAUAAUAUAUGAAUUACCGUAAGCUAAUGCUGCUGUUGUUGUUGCCUUAACUUUUCUGGAAUAUCACCAUGAAUUUUUCAGCCCUGAGAAAGUACAAUGUAGAUGUUAAAAGGUGAAUCAACAUCAGCUAUGGAUACAUUUGUAUUACCAGUACCAGAAAAUGAAAUAAAAUACAAUACAAGAUGGAAAUGGAAACAUUUUAAAUUCCUUUCUGGCUACAAUGCUAUGUUUCACUUGAAAGAUUGUUCCAUAUGCUGUGCCUUUUAGAAGCAUUUGAACAAGGAUAACCCCUUCUUUAGUUAACAAGGAUUGUAUAUAUGAGGUCAUGUGCCUUUUGCCAUUUUUGACAAGUACACUAAAGAAUACUCCAAAAGAGAAAUGUUUGUACAUCACUUUCUAAGAACAUGAAUAAAAUAUUCAUGACUUUGUUUUGUGUACAGUAUUAAUGAUAUUGGGAAAUAUUGGAGAUAUAUUUACCUUAAGGCAUGAAUUUAUGUCUGGAACUAACUUUUGCCUAGAAAAUUCUGCUAGGUAAAUAUACAUUCCCUCUAUGAUAUAACUUUUACCAUAAGAUAUUUUUGUUCUAUGAACUGUUUCUUUGAGUUGACUGUACAAAAUCUCUAAUAUAUAUUACAUAGCCAGCAUUAAACAACAAGAUUAUUUCUUAUGGUGAGUGAGUAACCCUCUUUGCCUGAGUCAGAAUUUUGAGUGACAAGCAGUUGGUUCAGAACAAAAUGUGAAGAAAUGUGAUUGGUCAAAUGUUAAUUGCAUCACAAUGUAAGUGCACUUAGUCAUGAACUAUGGCAAUACGAUAUGCUCUCAGAUGUAUUUCAGAUUUGUGGUCACCCCUUUUGUAUGUGAUACAAAGUACAUGUACAUGUAUUUUUAGGGUGGGGUAAAAUGCAUAUGAAAUUGAUAGACUACAUUAUACAUGAAAUUGAUAGACUACAUUGUACUACUAUUAUUGUUCAGCACUCUCCAAAACAGUAUACCUGUAUUUUGUUGAAUGAAACAAUAAAACAGUGUUUGAAAACAUUAAGUUGAAUACUAACAAAAAUGCAAUUUGAAUACUGUAUGAACUUUUGUGAGCUUGUUGGCAAAAUGAUGGCAGCUGAUUACUAGUAUAUUAAAACCUUGCCUUGACUGUAUUUAAGAGUGUACAAAUGAGUUCUUCCUUACUUAUUCUGUUCUAUUGUUUCAUAACUGUUUUCUGUCAAUCCAUUACAUCAAUAUAUAAUGGUGAAUGUGAA